AUGAAGUCGUUCGACGAGGACCCACUCGACCGCCUCAUUCGUCCACCACCUAAUGAGACUCCGGAAGAACGAGCUGACAGAGAGCGCAAGGAAGCAGAAGCAAGGAGGGUUAGCGACGAGAUCGACAACGAUAUCCGGAAGGAGAGGGCAGCCUUGAAGAAACAGCAAUCGACUGUUCGUGUGCUGCUGUUGGGACAAUCGGAAAGCGGCAAGUCGACAACCUUGAAAAACUUUCGGAUGCGUUUUGCGCCUGAAGAAUGGCAGGCUGAACUGGUUUCAUGGAGAGCCGUCAUUCAACUCAACCUCAUUCGCUCUGUCCUCUCCAUUCUCGACGCGAUUAAAGCCGAACUCGACAAUGAACCCAACCAACCUUUCUUAACUGGUGACGAAGAUGACGAGACAGAGUUUCUCUUCUCCGACUCAGAACCUGGGCACGAACCACAAUCCAGCUCUGCCAACUCUAACACGCGACCACUGCUGACGGGGCAGCACCAGCUUCUCAAACUUCGACUUGCACCACUUCGGCGAGUGGAAGCGGAUCUAAAAAAACAACUUGGCGCAAGCGCAGAAGAUGAGCUGGCAGAUGGUGCUGCUAGCGAUGAGUAUGGGACUUUGGGGCGCUUUGGGGGUGAUGGGGGUCUGGCUCCAGCAGGUGGCGCUCUCAGCAAGAAGAUGACAAGAAGCAGGGAGUUCUCGGUUCGGAGGUUGAAGGAUGCCCUGACCCGCAACACCUCAGGGACUGGCACACGAUCGCCGAGGUCCCAUUCACGGUCACGGCCGAACUCGGACGGGAGUGGAAGCGACAACGAUGAUGUGGAUGAGGCUACGGAUGUCAUUGCCAACUGCAGAGAAGAUAUCAAAACGUUGUGGUCGGACCCGGCUGUGGGAGAGGUCUUGAAGAAGCGGGAUAUUCGCUUGGAGGAUUCUGCGGGAUUUUUCCUCGAUGACGUUGAUCGAAUCGCCACACGGGAGUACGUACCGUCCGACGACGAUGUUGUUCGAGCAAGGUUACGGACCAUGGGUGUACAAGAAUACAAAAUCAAGGUGUAUCAACCUACGCCUUUCCUUGUGGCAGGUUCUGGUAUAACCGACUGGUCGUUGUACGACGUUGGAGGGUCUAGAACCUGUAGGCACGCCUGGGUUCCAUACUUCGACAACGUCACUGCGAUCAUCUUCCUUGCCCCUGUCUCAUGCUUCGACGAACGGUUACUGGAAGACUCGCGAAUCAAUAGACUUGAAGAUUCAUUCUUGCUCUGGCGGGAUGUCUGCUCAAACAAGCUCCUCGAGAAGACAAGUUUGAUCCUGUUCAUGAAUAAAUGCGACCUGUUGAAGCGGAAACUGAAAAUGGGCGUUCAAGUGAAGGACCACCUUCCAAGCUAUGGUGAUCGGCCUAACGAAGCCCCGAGUGUGGUGAAAUACCUGAAAGACAAGUUCAGGGAUAUCGUGAGGGCCAACACCACCGAUGGCGGGCGUGUUGCAUACUACUAUGCUACUUCUGUAACUGAUAUUAAAACCACCUAUGCCACAUUGAAAACAGUGAAAGACAUCAUCCUUCGGGACCAUCUCAAGAGCGCCGAUUUCGUGUAG
Coprinopsis cinerea okayama7#130 is the source of this 1587-nucleotide messenger RNA. Its product is annotated as guanine nucleotide-binding protein alpha subunit. NCBI's taxonomy places the organism in Eukaryota, Fungi, Basidiomycota, Agaricomycetes, Agaricales, Psathyrellaceae. The transcript has 11 exons. Gene Ontology annotation, biological process: adenylate cyclase-modulating G protein-coupled receptor signaling pathway. Gene Ontology annotation, cellular component: heterotrimeric G-protein complex. The coding region runs from base 1 to 1587 and encodes 528 amino acids. The record is from RefSeq and is a predicted model, not a curated record. Gene Ontology annotation, molecular function: G protein-coupled receptor binding; G-protein beta/gamma-subunit complex binding; guanyl nucleotide binding.